GCGAAUUGUCAUUUCACGAACAAACCCCGUUGUAGAACUUUCCUCCACCCGAGUGUGUAGAAGUUGUAUCGUAGUCUCUCGUGAAAUAAACCCAGAUUUUCCACGAUAAAAAUGUCCUACGUUGCCAGGAAGGGGCCGCAAGUUGUGUCCGCUCUCGGACGGUGGGCCUACAAUUUGUCCGGAUUCAACCAGUACGGUCUGCACCGUGACGAUUGCCUGUACGAGGAUGACGAAGUGAAGGAAGCGAUCCGCCGUCUGCCGGAGAAGCUGAAGGAUGAGCGCAACUACCGCAUCACCCGGGCGUUGCACCUGUCACUGACCAAGACCAUCCUGCCCAAGGAACAGUGGACCAAGUACGAGGAGGAUACCAAAUAUCUGGAACCGUACCUGGAGGAGGUCAAGCGUGAAAACGAAGAACAGGCCAAGUGGGAGGCCAACAAGUAAACCGUUCGGUCGUGCGGUGUUUUAUUGUACACACAAUUAUUUAGGGGUUUCUCAGAGGGAUGAACUGAAAGGGAAUAUAAUUCCGGGUUCGUCCCCUUGAAACGAUGCAAAACUAGAGGGGAAUAAUAAACUAAAAUCUGGAA
Molecule: messenger RNA, 587 nt
Organism: Ochlerotatus camptorhynchus
Lineage: Eukaryota; Metazoa; Arthropoda; Insecta; Diptera; Culicidae
Product: cytochrome b-c1 complex subunit 7-like
Exons: 3
Coding region: 112-444 (110 amino acids)
Biological process (GO): mitochondrial electron transport, ubiquinol to cytochrome c
Source: RefSeq, a predicted model, not a curated record